CGCCACUCAGGCUCCCCCAGGCCUCCCGCCCCCACGUCCGGCUGCCUCUACCGCAAGCGGGCGGGGUUGCAGGAAGAGGUGCUCUGCGGGAACCGAGCCGCCUCUCCACCCGGCUGUGCAAGGGGUGAGCCCUGGGGUGCAGGGGGGCCUGACCCCCCACUUCUUGCUAGCCGCCCGCCCGCUGUGGGCGCCGUGGGCGCCGUCGCAGAACCGCCCCACUUUGGGCCGCCUGGCCCCCUUCCUGCCUGUGAUGGGCCCUGGGAUGGUUGCACUCUGGGCUGGGGAAUCCCUGGCGACUGGAGUUGGAAGCUCCUGUGGAAAGCCCAGGAAGUGAGAGUGGAGUGUCUCCACACCCUUCUCCCUCUUUGCCCCAAUGCACCCCAGGCAACUAACUGCCGGACUCAUGUCCUGGUACAAAGGCAAGACCACUCCCCUGCUGGGUCAAAGGCAAAGUCAAAAACCCAUCUCUUCACUGCCUGGCUUGAGUUUUCUCAAAUGAACCUGCCUGCCUGCCAAGGAGCAGUGUCUUUCAGGGCCUGGAUUUGCCUGCCUCUCUGGGGAACACAGCUAGGUGAGGCUGCAGGGGCAGCACUGAUAACACCAUGCCCCAGGCUCUGGAGCGUGUGGAGGGCACCUGGGCCUGGGUGGUGCUCCUAGCCACUGUGGUGAGCCAGGGCCUCAGCCUGGGUUUCCCUGCCUGCACUGGCAUCUUCUUCAUCGAACUGCAACAUGAGUUCCAGGCCAGCAACAGUGAGACCUCCUGGUACCCCUCCAUCCUGACAGCCAUGAUCCACGCAGGGGGCCCCCUCUGCAGUAUCCUGGUGGGCCGCUUCGGCUGUCGAGUGACCGUGAUGCUGGGGGGCCUGCUGGCCAGCCUGGGCAUGGUGACCAGCUCCUUCUGCCGGACCCUCAGCGAGCUCUACCUCACAGCAGGAUUCCUCACAGGCCUGGGCAUGUGUUUCAGCUUCCAGGGGACGAUCACUGUGCUGGGCUUCUACUUUUCCCGUCGUCGGGCAAUAGCCAACUCGUUGGCUUCAAUGGGUGUCUCCCUGGGCAUCACACUUUGGCCACUUCUCUCCCGCUACCUCCUGGAGGACUUAGGCUGGAGGGGCACCUUCCUCAUCUUUGGAGGGGUCUUGCUCCACUGCUGUGUCUGUGGAGCUGUUCUGAGGCCUGUGGCUAGCAGUGUGACUCCCAAGACCAGAGAAUGCCCCCCUCUGCCCUCCAAGACACCUGCAGUUGGCUGCCUGGCAGCGUGUGGCCAUGCCAUCAGGCGUCACCUGGCCUUCGACAUCCUGCGACACAACACAGGCUACCGCGUGUUCACCCUGGGAACCGUGUGGAUGAUCCUGGGCUUCACGAUUCCACAUAUCUUCCUGGUGCCGUAUGCUAGGCAUCACGGGGUGGGUGAGAACAAGGCAGCCCUGCUCAUCACCAUCAUUGGCAUCAGCAACAUCUUCCUGAGGCCUGCAGCCGGGCUGGUGGCAGGCUGCCAGAGGUUUGCCAAGCACCGCAGGUACCUGUUCACCUUGGCAGUCUUGCUCAACGGACUCACCAACCUGGUGUGCGCAAUGUCAGCCGACUUCAAGGUUCUGGUAGGCUACUGCCUGGUGCUCAGCGUGUCCAUGAGUGGCAUUGGCGCCCUCCUCUUCCAGGUCCUCAUGGAUAUUGUCCCCAUGGAUCGUUUUUCCAGUGCCCUGGGCCUCUUGACCAUCUUGGAGAGCAUCUCUAUCCUCAUCGCCCCGCCACUGGCUGGGCUUCUCCUGGACACCACUGAAAACAACUUCAGUUACAUUUUCUACAUGUCAAGUUUCUUCCUCAUCUCAGCAGCCAUCUUCAUGGGUGGCAGCUUCUGGGCCCAGCAGAAGAAGGAUGAGAAUGACAGGCAGGCCGCAGUGGGAGGAGCCAUCACAGAGGCUACCCCGGAGCAGAACUUCACCCUGGUGAACCCAGAGGAUUCUAAAAAACAGCCAUGCGCUGAGAUCCUGUAUGUGACCAGCAUCUGUGAGUCCCAGGACGAAGUCUGACCAGCAGGCAAAGAGUUGCCACUGCCUUAGUCCAGAAUGGGAUGUUCAGCUGCUUCUCUAGGGGCUGGGGGUGAAGGGGUGCCCAGGAAACCUGACCAAAAGCUGCCCAGGAGCUGAGAACCUGGAGGCCAGUCUCAGGAGACUCAGGGUACUUUCCAACAGACGUGAUCCACCUGACGUUUUUCCUUAGGCCCCAGGUACCUAAGGCUGGGAAGGUGGAUGGAUCUGAGCUCUACUUGGAUCUGUCACAACUAACUCAGUUGACUGCCCACUGCUGCUGCUACAACUCAAUGCGUUGGACCUUCCAAUCCAGCCUGGAGGCUUCCCAUGUGAUCUCCUUGUCCUUCUCUGGCCUCCAGACAGCUCCCAAAGUUUCUACCUAGUGGCCUAAUUCUUGCCUGUUGGGCAGCUGAGGCUGGUCGUGUGGUUGCCUCCAACAGAAGCUGCAGAACAUCAUGCUAAUUGGAACCUUGAGAGGUCGUGCCUUGGGAGGGAAUGAGUUGUGACCCACACAGCAGUAGGAGGUCAGGCUGAGUCGACCUCCAAGUAGGAUCUGGACACAUGGAAUAGUAAGUGGAAUAUCUGUACUCAUGCCUAUAUGGAGCACUGAAGGGUAGCACUUGGCCUGGGGCCUGGAGUCAGGGAGGUGAGUCCCAUGCAUACUCAGCAGAUCCUAUUCCAUCAUCCCCUUCCCAGUCAGAUGAGUGGUGGAAGCCAAGCAUCUGAAUGACCAGAGGAGGGGAAGGGCCGCCAGGCUGGAGCUGAGGACCUCUGUGAAAAUGGAGUUGCUUUUGUAAUAGACAGAUGCCCUUCCACUCCCCUCUCCAUCUUCUGCUGUGUCAGAGGUGUCAGCCAUGGCAGAAGUAGCUGGCUGGACCACCCCUCCUCCCUAUUGACCUGUGUCUGUGACCUGAAGGUCAGAGCUCACACACUGUGUCCUUCUCUGAGGUCAUCAGCCCUGGCUUAUCACCAGCAAGGCACCAAACAAGGAAAUGAAAAAAACAGAGUUUGGUGGUCCAGGAGAUGGUGCAGUGGUUAAAGCAUUGGACUUAUAAACAUGAGGUCCUCAGUUCAUUCCCUGGUAGUACAGGUACCAGAGUGACACUCUGGUUUCCUUUGUGUCUCUUCCUAUCUCUCUUGUAAAUGAAUAAAUAAAUAAAUAUAGUUUGUUUGAAUUACACACACACACACACACACACACACACACACACACACGUGCACGUUUCCUGCAGCAGCUAAUAACUCUAUGAACUAAAGAAGCUGGAAGAUAGGCCCGGAGUCCGUUUCUCCUCCCCCAUCAGUUCUCACAGCUCAGCAGGUACUGCUUCUGCCUUAAACUUUGUUGACUCAGACUCAACCAGACUCCAAGAGGAAAACAACCCUUAUCAGGAGAACUCAUUUUAUUUUUAUGAGCUGACUGCAGGCUUUCUCCUCCAUAUGUCCAGCUGGGAAGAAUACAUUUUGGGGGAUAUCAUGUUUCUCCAAGAUUGUGGGGAAUGUCCCUUAUGGGCAAAGGCAUAGCACAGAGGCAAAGUUUGUGUUGGGCUCUGCUCAAAAUUUUGAUUCCCAAAUUGCUUUAUUAGAUGAUAAAUAGCUUGCAGUACCAUUAACCAGAUGUUGACAGAUGAGUACAAUGUCUCAUCUCCCUGUGAUAUGUGUCUGGAAAACUCUCACCCCCAGUUUAGGGCCCUUCCCCCCAUCACGCCACCAGGGUCCCAAGGUCCCUCCACCUCUUUCCAGUCCCCCGCCGGGUCCUUUCCUCUGGUGCAAUACAUGACACCCAGUCCGACUUUUAUUCUUUGCUUUCCCUUUCUGUCCUUGGUUUGUUUGUUUUUUAUUUUUAUUUACUUAUUUAUUCUUCUUCUUCUAGCGUUUGCCCUUCUUCCGUAGCCAGUCAACAGCGUCAGGUGGAGCCUGAUGUCAAGUUUCGAGACCUGCUUUGAAUCUGGAGAGGUGGCAGUCGUUGACUAUGUGGGUCAUAGUCUGUCUGGAGCCGCAGGGGCAGUUCGGGUCGUCUCUGGCUCCCCAGCGAUGGAACAGAGCGGCGCACAGGCCAUUUAUUCCCUUUUAUUGCCCUUGUUGUUUUAUUAUUAUUGGAGUUAUUGUUGUUGUUAUUGAUGUCAUUGUUGUUGGAUAGGACAGAGAGAAAUCAAGAGAGGAGGGGAGGGGAGUCGGGCGGUAGCGCAGCGGGUUAAGUGCAGGUGGCGCAAGCACAAGGACCAGCUUAAGGAUCCCAGUUCAAGCCCCCAGCUCCCCACGUGCAGGGGGAUCGCUUCAUAGGCGGUGAAGCAGGUCUGCAGGUGUCUAUCUUUCUCUCCCCCUCUCUGACUUCCCCUCCUCUCUCCAUUUCUCUCUGUCCUAUCCAACAACGAUGACAUCAAUAACAACAACAAUGAUGACUAUAGCAAUAAAACAACAAGGGCAACAAAAAGGAAUAAGUAAAUAAAUAUUUUUUAAAAAAGAGAGAGGAGGGGAAGACAGAGAGGGAGAGAGAAAGAUAGACACAUGUGUGGUCCGGGAGGUGGCGCAGUGGCUAAAGCAGUAGACUCUCAAGCAUGAGGUCCUGAGUUCAAUCCCUGGCAGCACAUGUAACAGAGUGAUGGCUGGUUCUUUCUCUCUUCCUAUCAUUCCUCAUGAGUAAAUUAAUUCUUUUAAAAAAAGAAAGAAAGAUAGACACCUGCAGACCUGAUUCACCUCUUGUGAAGCAACUCCCCUGCAGGUAGGGAGCUGGGGGCUCAAACCGGGAUCCUUACUCCAGUCCUUGUGCUUUGCGCCACCUGCGCUUAACUCGCUGUGCUACCACCCGACUCCCCUGUCCUUGUUUUUUAAAUUCCACCAAUGAAUCAGAUCACCUAGUAUUGCCCUUUUUUUUUUUUUUUUUGCCUUCAAGGUUAUCACUGGGGCUCUGUGCCUGCAUCAGGAAUCCACUGCUCUUUUUUUUUCCUCUUGUUGUUCUUGUUGGAUAGGACAGAGAAAUUGAGAGAGGAGGGGAAGACAGAGUGGGGGGAAAAAAGAUAUACCCCUGCAGACCUGCUUCACCCCCACCCGCAGAGGGAAAGUUUCACAAGUGGCAAGGCAGUGCUACAGAUGCCUCUUUCUCUCUCCCUCCCUCUCUCUCUCUCUCUCUCUCUCUCUCUGGUGGAGAUAGAUAGCAUAAUGGUUAUGAACACUUUUUUUUUUAAGAUUUUAUUUACUUGUGAGGAAGAUAGGAGGAGAGAGAAAGAAUCAGACAUCACUCUGCCACAUGUGUUGCUGGGGAUCAAACUUGGGACCUCAUGCUAGAGAGUCCAAAGCCUUAUCACUGCACCACCUCCUGGACCACUGAAAACAGAUUCUCAUGUCUGAGGCUCCAAUUCCUGCACCACCAUAAACAAGAACUGAUCAGUGCUCUGGUAAAAAUAAAUAAAUAAAUAACUGAUUUAUCUGUCUCAUCUCCCCA
Erinaceus europaeus (western European hedgehog) is the source of this 5466-nucleotide messenger RNA. It is a transcript of the gene SLC16A5, whose product is annotated as solute carrier family 16 member 5. The transcript is spliced from 6 exons. Gene Ontology annotation, biological process: monocarboxylic acid transport; transmembrane transport. Gene Ontology annotation, molecular function: monocarboxylic acid transmembrane transporter activity. The record is from RefSeq and is a predicted model, not a curated record. Bases 603 to 2027 code for a protein of 474 amino acids. Gene Ontology annotation, cellular component: membrane. NCBI's taxonomy places the organism in Eukaryota, Metazoa, Chordata, Mammalia, Eulipotyphla, Erinaceidae.